This is a messenger RNA of Cladophialophora bantiana CBS 173.52, 6183 nucleotides long. RefSeq lists its product as uncharacterized. The transcript has 2 exons. Lineage: Eukaryota; Fungi; Ascomycota; Eurotiomycetes; Chaetothyriales; Herpotrichiellaceae. Gene Ontology annotation, biological process: cAMP biosynthetic process; intracellular signal transduction. Gene Ontology annotation, molecular function: adenylate cyclase activity; magnesium ion binding; protein binding. The coding region runs from base 1 to 6183 and encodes 2060 amino acids. The record is from RefSeq and is a predicted model, not a curated record.
AUGUCUCGUUCGAACAACGACAUCGCGCCAUGGGACACCCGACCCUCGCAACCAAUGCCUCCAAAAGCCAUGGCCAUCUUUGGAACUGGUGUGAAUCCGAAUGCCACAGGUCGCCAACAUUUCCCACAGCCACGGCAAAUUCAUGAGAUUGCGCCUUGGGACACUCAGCAUCCUCACGAUGACGAAAUAGCGCCUUGGGAACGAGAUCCUCAAGCACAUAUCUCGGGCACCCGUCCACUGAAUCCAUCUUAUUUCAACGACUCGACCGGUCGAGAUGCCCAAGGCUCGUCGAGGCGCCCGGAUACUGCAAGAACAAAUACGUCGGAUUCGCCUGAUUAUGAUGGUGAUGCAAGACGGCCGUCAAUAGCUAGUAAUACAACCGUCAGCAGCACAGGUUCAAGAAGCAGCACCGCCAAUGGUCGAUUCCAUAAAAGCUUGAAGGGUUUCUUUGGUGAAGAUCCUACGGAUUCUCGGAAAGGGUCGACGGCAGAUUUGGCGGAGCCGGUGCCGCCUGCCAACUCAUCGGACAAGCCAUCACAGCGGAGUGGUUCAAUCCAGACUCAGAACACCGUCGAGGACAGACCCAAGACUCCUGCCCCUCCUCCCUCUAGCGACGUCACCCCUUGGGCUUACCAAAAUUUUGAAGAUGUUUCGAAUUUUGGGUCUGCGCCGAUACGGCAGGAGCAGCAGCAGCAGCAGCAGCAGCCGCAAAACGAGUCUUUGCAGCCAAUCCCACCAGCGUCUACUCACCGACGUGGCCUGCUUCAUCGCCAUACGAGAAGCAAGGAGGACCCGCCUAAAGGCCAGCAAGUCCCUGCGUCAAUGCCUAAAAGACCUUCCACAAGUCGGGAAUCGUCGACGAGUAAUCUGGCUUUCUACCGUAAUACCCCGCCCAAUAGCACGCCCAUGAGCUCUUCUACAACACUCACUCGUAAUGCCAGCCCAGCGCCUCAAUCACGCAAAGAACUCCCUUCGCAAUCGGAAAAGAGAUCGAUAUUUUCGAAACUUACCAAAUCGCGCAAAGACAAGCAGUCACCCCAACCUGAACCAAUUAGGACAAACAUGGAGCUCGCACGACCGCCGGAGGAGCAGAAGAAGAGCAGAACACAGUCGACCAAGACGACCGUGUCAGACCUCUCUGAUAACAAAAGGGAUAGAGAGACAAGCGUUGCAUCUGUGGACAGCGCAUCAACAAUCAAAGCUACUGAUCCAUCUCCCAAACUUGACCGGACACAAACGGCCUCGUCAAAGACGAGCAGGUUCACUCGGCAUGGCAGACAUCGUGGACCUAGCGUCCAAAGUGAUACCUCUGAAAAGAGCAAAACGACAAGUCAACAAGCCCCAAUGCAAGCAGGCGUCUUCAGCCUUGAUACGAAUUUUGAUGACAUGUCGGACAUUAUCUCUCAGCCGCCGGCUCCAAAAACUCCCGGGGAAGCCGGAAUCUGGACGGGGAAAGCUUCGGCGACACCAAUGUCAGAACUCUCUGCUCCUGCAUGGGAUGCCCCAGAUAGUUGGGCUGUGAAAGGCCAGGAAGAUGAGGUUCUUGACAGCUUACCCGAAGCCACUGAGGACGGCCUGCCGGCUAUCCAGGAAGAGGAUGGCAUAUCCUACUUUAUGCGUGUUUUCAGAACCGAUGGCACGUUUGCCACAUUGUCCAUGUCUAUUAACGCUACCGUGGCUGAAGUCCUUCAAUCUCUUGCCAAGAAAUCCGUUCUACACGACUCGAUUGACAACUACCAACUCCUUAUGCGCAAACACCAGCUGUCAAGACAGCUGGGGUCGGGAGAACGUCCUGUGGCCAUGCAGAAGAAGCUCCUGUAUCUGGCAGGCUACACUGAAAGAGACAGAAUUGAAGAGGUGGGCAGAGAGGACAACAGCUAUCUCAUUCGGUUCACGUUCAGCCAUGAGAAACAGACGGGCUACGGCAGCGGGCUUGACAAAGACCCAGCAUUUAACAAAAUGCAGAAAUUCAGCCAUGUGGAUCUCUCCGGGAAGUCGCUGGUGACAAUACCGAUUAUCCUCUACACCAAAGCUUCCGAAAUUAUAUCAAUCAACCUUUCACGGAAUCUUGCACUCAAAGUACCAAAGGACUUUAUCACCGUCUGCAUCAACCUUCGCGAGAUAAAAUUCACAGGCAAUGAAGCGUGGCGGUUACCGCCCAGUUUAGCUUGGGCAAGUCGACUGACUGUGCUCGAUGUGUCAAACAAUCGGCUGGAACAAUUGGAACACGCAGAGCUGCACAGAUUAAUGGGCCUUGUAAGUUUGAAACUGGCAAACAAUAAGUUGUCGGAAUUGCCUCCCAACUUUUCGUACUUUCGCCAGCUUCGCAGCCUGAACCUUUCAUCCAACAACUUUACCACCUUUCCAGAAAACAUAUGCAGUUUGAAGUCUCUCGUGGACCUUGACAUCAGUUUCAACAAGCUCUCCUCGCUUCCGAAAAUCUCCCAACUGACCACGCUUGAACGCCUUUGGGUCACGAACAAUGAUCUAAAGGGCCCGUUCAACGAGACUUUCGCAAGUUUGAUCAAUCUGAAGGAGAUCGACGCAAGAUUCAAUGCAAUAACCAAUAUCGACAAUGUAACAAGCCUUCCGAAUCUCGAACAGCUGCUCGUUGGUCACAACAACAUCACAACUUUUAAAGGCUCUUUUCCGAAACUGCGUGUACUGGUCCUGGAUCAUUGCCCGAUCACCUCUUUUGAACUGGACCAACCUGUGCCAACCCUGUCUAGCCUUAACAUUGCUUCAGCGAAACUAGUCGAGUUCAAGGAAACGAUGUUUGAUCACAUGCCAAAUUUGCAGAAGCUGAAUCUGGACAAGAAUCAUCUGUCAAACAUGUCAUCCCAGAUCGGACGGCUGACCAAACUAGAGUUCUUGAGCAUGGCGAAAAAUCCACUAAAUAUAGUCCCUCCCUCCAUUGGGAAUCUCGCGGAGCUCAAGUUCCUGAAUCUCAGGGAGUGCAAUGUCAAGAGCCUCCCUCCCGAAAUCUGGUAUUGCAAGAAGCUGGAGACAUUGAAUCUGUCCUCAAACGUGUUGGAGACCUUCCCUAAGCAGAACGCCGCCCCGCCUCCAAAUGAGCUCAAGGACUACACCCCCACAGCGACUCCCGGGCUGUCAACUUCUCCCAGCUUUGAUGACCUUGGCAAGCUUGAAGACUUUCAAGCCCGGCGACCGAGUCAGGCAUCAUCGGGAAUGAUGAGCAUCGGUAGUUCUCCUGGGGCCCGGAAGAAUUCUGUUGUUUCGCUGAGUGCUCAUCGGAAGCAAUCUGUGAUCUCGAGAACAAAUACAGAGUAUUCAAUGUCGAUUGCUACUCGGAAAGAUUCCAACAUAUCACAAGCUAGACUACACAACACAUUUGCAGGAUCACUCCGGUAUCUGUACUUGGCUGACAAUCGCCUUGAGGACGAUGUCUUCCGAGAGCUCGUUCUCUUGCCAGAGCUCCGCGUUCUCAAUUUGUCAUACAACGAACUGGACGACUUCCCUCAAGGAGUAUUGCGUCGCUGGCCUCAACUGAGUGAGCUCUAUCUGUCUGGGAAUGAGCUGACAUCCCUGCCUUCCGAUGACCUCGAAGAGAGUAGUAAUCUGAGAAUAUUGCACUUGAAUGCAAAUCGUUUCCAAGUACUUCCGGCUGAGCUGUGCAAUGUGCACAAGCUGUCCACCCUUGAUGUCGGGAGCAACUCACUAAAGUACAACGUCUCAAAUUGGCCGUAUGAUUGGAACUGGAAUCGCAACACGAACCUCAAAUAUCUGAACUUCUCUGCGAACAAGCGGUUAGAGAUCAAACCCGCUGCGCACCAGAACCAGUCGCAUUUCCACUCAAUGAACCGCACCGACACUACAGACCUUACGAGCUUCAACACCCUAAAGUAUCUCCGCGUUCUGGGUCUCAUGGAUGUGACAUUGCUUACCAACACGAUUCCGGACGAUAACGAAGAUCGCCGCGUACGAACUUCAGCCUCCGUGGUUGGGGCAUUAAUGUACGGUAUGGCAGAUACCUUGGGCAAGAACGAGCAUUUGUCAACCCUGGAUCUUCUGAAACCAAACUUUCGAGGCCAAGAAAGUGAGAUUCUUAUCGGGAUGUUCGACGGCCAGACAAUGUCGAGCGGCGGAUCCAGAGUUGCGAAGUAUUUGCACGAGAACUUCUCGGCAGUCUUUUAUGAAGAGCUGAAAAAAGCCGAAAAUUUGAAAGAUACCCCAAUAGACGCCCUCAGACGGACCUUCCUGGCAAUUAACAAGGACAUGGCCAAUUUUGCGAGCAGCAAUUUCGACACCAAGGAGCACAGGUUGGCCAAUGGCCACAGAGGCUCAACUGUGGCAAACAUCCUGGGCCCCGACGACCUGAGUUCAGGGGGUGUGGCGGCAGUCUUGUACAUCAAUGGACAGGAAUUACACGUUGCGAAUGUUGGAGAUAUUGAGGCCAUACUUAUUCAAUCCAACGGCCAACAUCGGCAGUUGACAAGGAAACAUGACCCGGCGGAACCUGGUGAACGGGAGCGAAUCAGGGAAGCGGGGGGGUAUGUCUCUAGGCAGGGCAGACUCAACGACGUCCUCGAAGUCAGUCGAGCAUUUGGUUAUUAUAGUCAUAUGCCGUCGGUCAUCGCCGCGCCCCACACGUUCAAGUGCCAGAUUACCGAAUCGGACGAGCUCAUCGUCGUUGCCACGAAAGAAUUCUGGGAUUAUGUUACGGUCGACGUUGCCGUUGAUGCAGCUCGAGCCGAAAAGAAUGACCUCAUGCUGGCCGCUCAGAAACUGAGGGAUCUAGCGAUGGCGUUUGGUGCAAGAGACAAGAUCAUGGUCAUGGUUCUCGGAAUCUCAGACCUAAGAAAGAGAGGCAAUCAUCGCUUCCGAGGGACCAGCCUAUCGAUGGCGAAGGAGAUGGGUCUCGACGAAGGCGCCAUCUUUCCCAGUUCUCGAAAAGCUCGACGGAAAGGUGAAACACUUGUGGGUGACUCUCGGCUUGCCAGACUUGAGGAGCCGGAGCCGCCCGUUGGUGAUGUAGCGAUAUGCUUCACCGACAUCAAGAAUUCCACUGCGUUGUGGGAAAUCCUUCCUGUUCCCAUGAGGUCGGCGAUCAUGAUGCACAACGAGCUCAUGCGGCGACAGCUUCGCAUAAUUGGUGGUUACGAAGUAAAGACCGAAGGCGAUGCAUUCAUGGUGUCUUUCCCAACCGUGACAUCCGCGCUACUUUGGUGUUUCAGCUGUCAGAGCCAUCUUCUCGAAUUGCCCUGGCCCCAAGAGAUCCUGGAGACGGUUCAUUGUCAAGAAAAACUGGAUUCGGAACAGAACACCAUCUACCGCGGUCUGUCAGUAAGAAUGGGUAUGCACUGGGGCCGACCCGUGUGCGAGCAGGAUCCAAUCACUCGAAGGAUGGAUUACUUCGGGCCUAUGGUUAACAAAGCCGCCCGAGUGUCUGCCGUGGCCGACGGUGGACAGAUUACUGUGAGCAGCGACUUUAUCGCCGAGGUUCAAAGGACACUGGAGAGCUACGCGGACGAUGACCGGCGAGAUUCUGUAGGCUCAGAGGAUACCGUGAACGACGACCCACUGUCGGUACAGAUUCGUCGCGAGCUACGUCAAUUGAGCAGCCAAGGCUUUGAGGUCAAGGAUCUUGGAGAGAAGAAGCUGAAGGGCCUCGAAAACCCCGAAUACAUCUACCUGAUGUAUCCUCACUCAUUGGCAAGUCGCCUGGAAAUCCCACCUGGAGCGGAGCCGAAAGUUCAACUUGGAGGCGAGGCACCUUCCACGCUGGACGAGAAGGGCCAACCAGGUACGCUGGGCAAAGAUAGCCAACUGAAGGAUUUGCAACUUGACGAGGUCUGGAAACUCUGGGAUAUUGCUUUGCGUCUGGAGAUGUUGUGCAGUUGUUUGGAGGUGCCCGAGCGGGCAGCAGGACUUCACAAGCCUGAACUGAGCUUGCUCACUAGAAUGAAAGAACGAGGUGGCGUCCAAACGGACGGCUUCAUGAUGAAUCUACUGGAACAUCAGGUGACGCGAGUUGAGGCAUGUGCAACAACCCUGCAGCUUCGGCAGAUGUUCCGGCCUUUCCAGAAAGGAGUCAGUCUCUUUGAUCAGGCCAGGCCAAUCAGCGAGAUCCUGAACGAGAUAUCGACGAUUCUUGCCGAGGUUAAGGAAGAGCGAAAUCAAAUCCAUACUCCAGACACUGGGGAAGAGACAGAUUCAGAAUAA